Cordyceps fumosorosea ARSEF 2679 is the source of this 1320-nucleotide messenger RNA. RefSeq names its product C4-dicarboxylate transporter/malic acid transport protein. Lineage: Eukaryota; Fungi; Ascomycota; Sordariomycetes; Hypocreales; Cordycipitaceae. The transcript is spliced from 3 exons. The record is from RefSeq and is a predicted model, not a curated record. Gene Ontology annotation, molecular function: sulfite transmembrane transporter activity. Gene Ontology annotation, cellular component: plasma membrane. Bases 1 to 1320 code for a protein of 439 amino acids. Gene Ontology annotation, biological process: sulfite transmembrane transport; transmembrane transport.
AUGUCAUCGUCGUCCACUGUCGCUGCCACCGGCGGUGAUGGCGCCAACGGCAGCAUCGCCACCUGCACCAACAGCAACAGCAACAGCAAGAUGUCGCCGCAACAGCCGGCGCCGAGCGGCAGCGCCUGCGCCAAUGAAGCCGCCCGCCGUCCGCCGUGUAAGAACACGCGGGGCUGGCGCAAGAUUGUGCGCAACUUUACGCCCUCGUGGUUCGCCGUCAACAUGGGCACCGGCAUUGUAUCCAUCCUCCUCCACAACCUGCCCUACAACGCCCAGUGGCUGCAGUACAUCUCCUACGCCAUCUUCGCCCUCAACGUCGUCCUCUUCACCACCUUCCUCGCCAUAAGCAUACUCCGCUACACGCUCUACCCGGAGAUUUGGACAGCCAUGAUUGACCACCCGGGGCAGUCCCUCUUUCUCGGCUGCUUCCCCAUGGGCUUUGCCACCAUUAUCAACAUGAUGAUCUUUGCCUGCGGCCACUGGGGCAGCGGCCUCAUCCACCUCGCCUGGGCCUUCUGGUGGCUCGACGCGCUCCUCUCCAUGGCCACCUGCAUCUCCAUGCCCUUCAUCGUCAUGCACUGGCACCGCCCCGGCCUCGAGCACACCACCGCCGCGCUGCUCCUCCCCAUCGUGCCCACCAUCGUGGCCGCCGCGACCGGCGGUAUCGUCGCCGAGGCGCUGCCCUCCCCGGACCGCGCCCUCACCACGCUCGUCGCCUCGUACGUGCUCUGGGGCAUCGGCGAGGCGCUCUCCGCCUGCGUCCUCGCCCUCUACUUCCACCGCCUCACCGUCCACGACCUGCCCCCGCGCGAGGUCAUCGUCUCCGUCUUCCUGCCCGUCGGCCCGCUCGGCCAGGGCGGCUUCGGCAUCCAGCAGCUCGGCCGCGUCGCCCUCGCCCGCCUGCCCCAGACGACCGCCUUCUCCAUCGGCCUCGACCCCGCGCGCGCCGCGGAGGUCCUCUACGUCCUCGGCGUCUUCCUGGCACUCGUCAUGUGGGGGUUCGCCCUGCUCUGGGUCUGCUUCGCGCUCAUCAGCCUCGCCACCACAGCGCACUUCCCCUUCAACAUGGGCUGGUGGGGGUUCACCUUCCCGCUCGGCGUCUGGGGCACCUGUACGGCCGCGCUCGCGAUGAACCUCGACAGCGACUUCUUCAAGAUUGCGACCAUGAUUAUUUCGCUCACGGUGCUGUUGCUGUGGCUCAUGGUUGGCGCCCGCACGCUGCAGCUCGCAAUCAGCGGCGACAUGUUUGUCGCGCCCUGCCUCAAGACGCUGCGAGAGAAGGACGCGGCGCCCGCGAGCCAGACGGAGACUGAAAACUGA